This is a messenger RNA of Aphanomyces astaci, 1259 nucleotides long. RefSeq lists its product as hypothetical. The transcript has 4 exons. The record is from RefSeq and is a predicted model, not a curated record. NCBI's taxonomy places the organism in Eukaryota, Oomycota, Saprolegniomycetes, Saprolegniales, Verrucalvaceae. Bases 119 to 856 code for a protein of 245 amino acids.
UUCGUAACUCGUUGGAUCUUCACCACCUUCAUUCACACACUACACCUUGCUCUAGAAUUGGUCUCCGUCACCAUCAAGGCAUCUUGCAGUACCAUCCUCACAUCUUCGACUCCACAGCAUGGCCUUUCAGGAUGCGUGGGUAGUCGACAAGACCAUGUUUGAUUACGUGAGCCAGGGUGGCGGCUGCGCCUGCUGCGGCAUCACGAACGCCAUGAUGAACUGGGACAAAUUCCAGCAGUGUUCCGACUGGGGUACACACCGCCCCCUACCAAUCCUUUCGUCGCCGUCAGUUCAAUGGACCAGGCGAACGAUUACGUUUCUAUUAAUCCUGACCAUGGUUUUGCUAGACACGGACGACGAACAUCGCGAGCUGUUCUCACCUUGGCCGACCUUUAUUCACGAAGAUGUCCAGACCCAGCGAUGUAUCAUUCGAGCCUCGAUGAAGCAGCAACUGUCGUCGUACGCGUCAUUUCGAGCAACCCACGGCGACUCGUUCAAGUCGUGGCUGGCGGCGUUGCCGCUCUCUGCCAAGCAACGAGCAUUUCAAGUGCCCGAGAGCGAGGUACUUCAUUACGUGGCAGCCCACGAUUGCAACGUUCACGGCCCGUAUGGCAUCGUACUUAACGCAGUGACCGAUCAAAUCAAACAAUUCCACGCCACCAACUACCUAGACGGCCGACACCCUGCCGAAAUCUACUUGGAAAAGCACCUCCACUACGAAAAAGGCGCGUUCACAGUGUCCAGCACGUUCAUGGCAUCUGCUGAGCCUUUUCUGUCUUGUCUGUCGUACCUUGGGGGCCCCCGUCUCUUUCCCACGCCCCCCAACCCCCCCGACGAAGAAGGUAGAAGUACCUAGCUUCCUGCGGCAUAUUUUUUGUCCUCAAGUUGGGAUGAUUUCGCACGACGUCAACCGUAGACGGCGGCAACACGACCACCCCGUCGACUUUGGAACCUCCCGUUAAAGGGAGUACGAGUACAGUUGACCACGUCGUGCAGAGUUUUCGGUCGGAUCGGCGCCUGCUUCGCCUCGUGAUUGUGCGUAGCUUUGCCGACAUACUGCGUCGCAAGUACCUUCGUGAUGUUGUCCACAACCUCGACGAGAACCAGCAUCAGGCCAGCCUUGACAACACCAACGACGACGAUGCUGCUGACAACAACAACUUAGACGGGUGUUGAUAUAUAUAUAUACUUCACCCGCACAUGGCCACAAUCCUGUAUAUAUCAACGUACGAAUAUGCACUACUAAAGUUGCCCUUGAC